Triticum aestivum (bread wheat) is the source of this 941-nucleotide messenger RNA. RefSeq lists its product as uncharacterized. The coding region runs from base 236 to 799 and encodes 187 amino acids. The transcript has 3 exons. Lineage: Eukaryota; Viridiplantae; Streptophyta; Magnoliopsida; Poales; Poaceae. Gene Ontology annotation, molecular function: zinc ion binding. The record is from RefSeq and is a predicted model, not a curated record.
GCGUCGCCUUACCCUCUCCUCGCACGAUCUGUUCCUCCACGACCAGGGCCGCCGCCUCCUGAUCCCCUUCGACUCUGGCGCCGACGCCUUCCCGUUCCGAUCCCCUUCGAGCCCCUCUCUGUCUCCCCUCUAACCUCUCCUCCUCGUCCAGCUCCACCGACGCUUGGUAGCCAUCGUCGCCGCCCUUAGUCGCCACUAUAGCUCGCCCUCGUCGCCGGACUGUUCCCUGCAAGGCAUGGCUUCAUCCGGUUCCAGGACGAGGCCGGCGUGCGCGGACCAAGAGGACAUGCCGAAGACGUGGAUGGAGGCCAGUUUGGACAAGGAGAAGGAGAAGGAUGUGCCCACACCAACAUGUUGGUGUGCUGAUGUUUGCAAGCUGAAGGUGUCCACUGACCGCAACAAGUCAUGGACAGAAGGUAGAAGGUUUUUCGUGUGUCCCAACUAUGCACAUGAUCGUCGAAGGCCAACUAACGCGUAUGACAUACCACCGUCCUCUCCUCCACUUUGCAAGUACUUCACUUGGAUAGAUCACGAGGUACCAAAAGAUGUCCAAGAGGACCAACGUCGAGAUUGGUUACGGAGGCAGCGCCUAUUCGAGGAGUCCUAUGCAUGGGGAUUGGAGCGGGAGCGUCGUGAGAAGGAGGCUCGUGAGCGCAAGAAGCAUGAGGAAGAGAGGGCACGCAAAGAGAAGGAGGCUCGUCAAGAAGAGAGGGCAAGAAAACUUGCAAGGGCUCGCGAUGCACGAGAGGAGGACGAGGCACGUGACAAGAAGGGAAAGUGGCCCCGUACUACUCAGUAGACAAAUGGAAAGGCACCGACGUUGAUGAUGAACUACCUAGACUUUGUUUAAUGUAUGAACUUGUUAUUCGAGACCUUGUGUGGUCAUGAACUACUUAUGUCAUUCGAGACUAUUUGAGAUUAUGUGCAAACUAUGUUCGUCA